This is a messenger RNA of Amphiprion ocellaris (clown anemonefish), 3468 nucleotides long. RefSeq names its product phosphatidylinositol transfer protein, beta (gene pitpnb). Lineage: Eukaryota; Metazoa; Chordata; Actinopteri; Pomacentridae. Gene Ontology annotation, cellular component: cytoplasm. The transcript has 11 exons. The record is from RefSeq and is a predicted model, not a curated record. The coding region runs from base 56 to 868 and encodes 270 amino acids. Gene Ontology annotation, molecular function: phosphatidylcholine intramembrane carrier activity; phosphatidylinositol transfer activity; phosphatidylcholine binding. Gene Ontology annotation, biological process: phospholipid transport.
GAUAAUUCUCUCUGGUGUCGACUCCCAGUGCGCAGCCGCAGCCCGGGUGACGAAGAUGGUGCUCAUCAAGGAAUACCGCGUAGUGUUGCCAGUCUCUGUGGAAGAGUAUCAAGUCGGGCAGCUGUACUCUGUGGCUGAGGCCAGCAAGAAUGAGACAGGAGGAGGAGAAGGCAUUGAGGUGCUGAAGAAUGAGCCCUAUGAGAAGGAUGGGGAGAAGGGACAAUAUACACAUAAAAUAUACCAUCUAAAGAGUAAAGUCCCGGGAUAUGUGAAGAUGAUUGCACCAGAGGGAGCAUUAGUUUUUCACGAAAAGGCUUGGAACGCCUACCCAUACUGUCGCACCAUUGUGACGAAUGAAUACAUGAAGGACGACUUUAUGAUAAAGAUUGAGACGUGGCACAAACCUGACAUGGGAACAGUAGAAAAUGUCCAUGACCUGGAUGAGCAGACAUGGCCAACUGUGGAGGUGGUGCCCAUAGAUAUUGCGAGCAAAGACGAAGUGGCUUCUGGGGACUACAAGCCAGAGGAAGAUCCUGCUCUUUUCCACUCUGCCAAGACGGGCAGAGGACCUCUAGGCCCUGAAUGGAAGAAUGAGCUGAAGACAGAUUGUCCCUACAUGUGCGCAUACAAACUGGUCACUGUCAAGUUCAGAUGGUGGGGUCUGCAGACCAAAGUGGAAAACUUCAUUCACAGGCAAGAAAAGCGUAUUUUCACCAACUUCCACCGCCAGCUGUUCUGCUGGAUUGACAAAUGGGUGGGUUUGACCAUGGAGGACAUCAGGAGGAUGGAAGAGGAAACUCAGAAAGAGCUGGAAGAGCUGCGUAAAACAGGUCCGAUUCGAGGCACCAGUGCUGCUCAUGAGCAAUGAGGCAAAUCAACCAAACCCUGUCAUGAUGAUGUCAUCGGAGACACGCCCACCACGCUGAGGAAGUGGCCCCCGACGUCGCCUCUUCUGUCUCUUCUGUCUCACGUGAUUCAUUGGGGGGUUUGACACGAUUGGUUAACAGUACUGUACAGAUCCUCCCCCAAUCACACACCUCCUGUUCACUCAGAAAACAACAAAAAAAAAAUUCAACAAUUUUGCAUACAUAUAAAAAGAAAAAAAAAUUCUUUGCACAGAACGUAAAUUGCCUGAUAUGUAAUUGUUAGUUGAUCAUUACAAUGGGCUUUGUUUUUAUUCAGGUGUGUAAACCGUGACUCAAACAGUCAAGCCUUUUAAAUUCAUUAGAAUGUUGUUUUUAGCUCCGAUAACAAUUAGUACGACUUCAGCCGGUAUUGGACCAUUUAUCCCUCCCCUCCCUUGUAUUAUAACUGUUUGUCUCUACUUUAGUCCUUGUCUCUCCUUUCAGUAUUGUCUGUACUCUUGUCCUGGGAAAAGUUUGUCUCAAAUCCUUCCCCCUUUGUCUCGCUGUCCCUCUGUCUGGCAGUUGGUUGGGAAUAUUUCUGUUAUGAUUUCGAGGCAGAUCCAAGCAGAUAUAAUGCUCAUGCAUGAUAGAUAAUUCUUUGCUAUUGUUUUCCCCACACAUGCACACCGACCCUCCUUCUCCUCAUCUUCCUCCUCCUCCGUCACAAGUGCAUGUGGACAACAGCGACUCCUCACUUAAACUGUCAUUGCAUGGUCGCUGCAAUGCAGCUUCGCUCAAGUGGACUGUAUGUGUUGACCAGAGAGCGGGUUAGCGCCCUCUAGGAGAGUCUGUACAAUACACUCGUGUGCAUAUGUGUGCUUGUUUGUGUUUUCAACUGCCUUCACUCUCAAAGGACUGUCACUCUUGGGACUGAGAUGGAUAACGUUCAGCUUAAAAUCGAGGCUUGUAAACUUGGCCUCCUGAACUUUGCCUCAUGCUGUUGCUGCAUGGCCUUCCUCCUUGGCUAGGGCUUUAACUGGAGAUCUCCCAUAGCCUCCACGGAAGCUUUUUUCUUUUCUUUUUCCUUUUUAAAAAAAAAAAAAAAAAAGACACAAAUAAGGAUGAGAGUGUGCGUUGCUGCGUGCAUGAAUCCAGGUAGUUUUUUUUAUAUCUUUCUCAAACUACUGUUUCCUCUCUCAACUGACAGAACAAAUGGGUCCAGGCAGAUCUGCCAGGUUUGUUGCAUUCUGGGUGUUUAGUUUUUUUUUUUUAUUUUCACCAUGUAUAGUGAUUUUUUUUUUUUUUUUUUUUUUUUUUUUUUUUUUUUUAAAAGCUUUUCAUCCACAAGAAAAUAUGAGAUCAGUCUGGACUUUUGUGGACUGUUUCUAGUUAAGGAUGAAAUUGCUUCGGUUAAAUAAACUGCAGUUCAGAUCGGUGUUGGGUGAUCUAGUUUGAGCGUCUUUAUCCAGCUCACUACUUUUUGUUUUGAAUUUUUCCAUUUAGGGUUUUUUUUUUUUUUUUUUUUGUGGCUGCAUUGACGAGGUUUUAUCACAGCAGAAGCUCUUUGUCUUGAGCUUAGCGCAGAUCCUGUCGAAUUCUAGGAAAAAAGAUAUUUAGUGAUGUUUUAUAUGAUCAUGACGUAGCUUUGUUAAGACUUUGGAUCAGGUGCGUGUCUCCAAAAUUCUUAGGUUUGUGUUAUAACCUAUAUGUCUUGAAAAGAGAAUUAUAAGUGUACUUUAUGAUAGGCCCAUUAUAGAAGUGGACAAACUGUACAUACACACACUGACUUGAAUGGGAUAUUCACAGGUUUGUCAUUCAAUACUGUACUGCUAAUUCUAGGGAGGUUAUACUGUUGUGAAAGCAGGUAACGGACGGCGUGCUGUGUUGGUUUAACUGUACCUCAUCCAUGCUUAUGAAUGUACAGCUGCAUAGAUGAGCUGAUAGAUGUUGCAGGAUGUGUCACACCUGUACAAGCAUGACAUGGACCCAUUUUAUCACCAGUACAUGAGGACAAAUGGAUUUACUAAAACACUAGAUUUGCAUGCUCAGCAUUUUCUUUAACUCUUUACAUUUUCUUCUCUGAUCAUGUUUGAGCUGAGCUUUAGAGCAGCUCUCAGACAAGAAGGGAAAUGUCCUUUACGUGGUCGGCUUCUCCUCAACAUCAAACUGGACUAAGCUCGACCUCAGAUUCACAGACGAGGAGUGAAAAGCCGGAGUGAGUUUGAUGCUGAUGGAGAGUCGCUCUGCAGGCUGUGUAAUGUACAGAUUUGUAGCAUUACCAGUGAUGCCAGCCAGACUGUGAGGGGAGGGAUAGAAGCUUAGGGAACAGAUGGAGUCCAAAAUACUGUUUUCUUUAUGUAAUCCUGAAUAAGCACUUGCAAAAUCUACUGUUGUUUUUCUUUUGUUUUCUCUUUUUUUGUUUGUUUUUGAAAGACAAAGAUUUACAGUGUAUUCAAUUUUCUCUUUUCUGAUAAGGCAACAUUCAGGGGAAUUAGUAGUGAAUGUAAUACAAUUAGUUCCUUUUUUCUUUUUCACAGCUUUCCAGCUGUGACAGAAGGUCUAGACAAUGGAACAUAACAGAAUAUCUAAUAAAUUUGAACAAAUAAGAGAAUCGGCUCACUGA